GGACACAAAUGCUGACUUUACUAAUUGCGUUGAGUACGCUAAGUUAUAGAGCCAGUCAGACAGUCGCUUGUAACGCCGAACCGUAGGCGCACGUAGGAAAUAUAUCUACUGUGUUCCACGUGUUACCAUCUUAUUUAUUUAAUCCCAAAUUACUGACCCUGAACUUAAUAUAUAGCAGUGAUAAGUGGUGUAGUGUAUAGGUACACAAAGACAUAAUAUACAGACCACCUACAUUGGUGACCCCGACUAUAUCAGUGGACUGGGAUUAAAUUAGUGUCGUUCGUGUGUUGUCGUCGCGGAACGUAGAGACUCGCAAAAUGAACCCCGUGCAUCCAGUAUCCGUUCCUACGCAGCCGCCUAGUGCUGUGAAAACGGAGGUUAGCAGCGGAGAAGAGAACUUAGCUUCAGUGACGGUAUCGUCGAGAAUUCCUGAGUUUUGGGUAGACAAACCACGCCUCUGGUUCGUGCAGUUCGAGGCCACGGUGUUUUCGCAAAAACUCAGCGAUGCAGCAAAACAGAAUUUGGUCGUAACAAAAUUGAGCAAGAACGCUAUUGAACAAGUUAGUGAUCUGUUGCUGAACCCACCAGCCGACAAUAAGUAUACUAGCUUAAAGGACCGGCUACUGCAGGUGUUCGAAGAAAGCGAAGCCAGACAAUUUCAAAAGUUGUUGGGAGAAAUGGAGCUAGGUAGCCAAAAGCCGUCUCAAUUAUUAAGGCGCAUGAGGGACCUAGCCCGUAAGAAAAUUCCCGAUGAAACGCUGAAGAUUAUGUGGUCAGGGCAUCUGCCAGCGUCGGUGCGAGCAGUUUUAGCUGUUACCGAGGUCAGUGAUCUGGAAAACUUGGCUAUCGUGGCCGACAAAAUAAUGGAAACUACGCGGCCGAUCGACGUGGCUGAGGUAGCCAGCACCAGCUCCACGUGGCAAUCGGACGUCGUUUCUCAGAUUGCUACGCUUACUCAAGAAAUAAGGAACAUGAGCUGGAGGAGCAGGGAGUCGCAGCGAGGUAGACAACAAGCACGUACCCAAUCUCAAAAUCGUGGCAGGAGCAAGUCAAGGGAGAGCCGAAGCCGUAAUAACCCGGAUUGGUUAUGUUUCUACCACUUCAGAUAUGGAAAAAAGGCUGCGAAGUGCAUCGAUCCAUGCAAUUGGGAAAAGAAGAGUAAGUCGGAAAACUAAAGUUGGUGCAGUCGGCGGCGGACGGCUACACCAACUUCGAGAAUCACCGUCUAUGCGUAACCGACCGUAAAAGUGGUUACAAUUUCUUGGUGGACACCGGAGCGAAUAUAUCGGUAAUAC
Molecule: messenger RNA, 1295 nt
Organism: Spodoptera frugiperda (fall armyworm)
Lineage: Eukaryota; Metazoa; Arthropoda; Insecta; Lepidoptera; Noctuidae
Exons: 1
Coding region: 318-1175 (285 amino acids)
Source: RefSeq, a predicted model, not a curated record